UAUUUCAUGUGAUGGAGUAAAGCUGCAGUAUAAGCGGAGAAUACAGCUGGUGCUGUGUGAAUACAUGUGAGGUGAGUUUGAGGAUCAUCAUCUCGUCAUCAUUAGAAACAUGAAGAGUGUUUUGGGUUAUUAUCUUCUGCUGUGGAUUACACACAACACCUCUGGAUCUCAUUCAGGCAUUCCUCCGUCUCUUGUAAAACUUUGGUCUUCAGCGUUUGGUGGUGAGAUCAAGUCCAUCGCAGCCAAGUAUUCUGGCUCUCAAUUGCUUCAGAAGAAGUAUAAAGAGUUUGAGAAGUCAGUGAGGGUGGAAGAGAUUGAUGGACUGAAGCUUGUGAAGAGACUCGCUGAGGACAUGGAGGACAUGUUCAACAAAAAGUCCCAAGCCAUUCAGCGGCUGGUGGAGGCAGCGGAGGAGGCUCACCUGAAUCAUGAAGAGGAUCCUGAGCUACAGUACGAAUACUUCAAUGCUGUGUUGAUCAAUGAGCUGGAUGAGGAGGGCAACAGUGUGGAUUUGGGUGGAGAAUUCAUCCUGCAGCCCAACGAACAUUUCAAUAAUCUGUCAGUCAAUCUCAGUCUCAGUGUUGUGCAGGUGCCCACAAACAUGUACAACAAAGACUCAGCGAUUGUGAAUGGUGUGUACUGGUCAGAGGCACUCAAUGAAGUGUUUGUUGACAACUUUCAGCAAGACCCAUCUCUUAUUUGGCAGUACUUUGGUAGCGCAAAGGGUUUCUUCAGACAGUAUCCAGGAAUAAAAUGGACACCAGAUGAUCACGGGGUUAUAGAAUUCGACUGUCGAAAUCGGAAAUGGUAUAUCCAGGCUGCGACAUCACCUAAAGAUGUGGUGAUUUUAGUGGAUGUGAGCGGCAGUAUGAAGGGUCUGAGACUGACUAUAGCCAGGCAGACUGUCUCCUCCAUACUGGAUACACUGGGCGAUGAUGACUUCUUUAACAUUAUUGCUUAUAAUGAAGAGCUGCAGUAUGUGGAACCCUGUCUGAAUGGAACUCUGGUUCAAGCCGACAUCGGCAACAAAAAUCAUCUCCGUGGACGUCUGGAUAAGCUGGUUGCUAAAGGUAUAGGUCUGCUGGAUGUGGCCCUGACUGAAGCCUUUGAACUUCUCAGUAGUUUCAAUGAGACGGGCCGAGGCAGCGGAUGCAGUCAAGCCAUCAUGUUAGUGACGGAUGGAGCUGUGGACACAUAUGAUUACGUCUUUGCCAAGUACAACUGGCCAGACAGAAAGGUGCGUAUAUUCCCUUACCUGAUUGGACGAGAGUCUGCGUUUGCUGAUCAUCUGAAAUGGAUGGCGUGUGCUAACAAAGGUUAUUUCACGCAGAUCUCCACGCUGGCAGAUGUGCAGGAGAAUGUGAUGGAGUAUCUGCACGUGCUCAGUCGACCCAAAGUUAUUGAUCAAGAACAUGACAUGGUGUGGACGGAGGCUUACAUCGACAACACAGUGAGUCAGUGAUCAUGUCUGCAGGGCAGGCAGGGUCCUGUCCUCAUGACAACAGUGGCCAUGCCUGUGUUCAGCACUAAAAACGAGACUAGAAACAAGGGCAUUCUUCUUGGAGUGGUGGGCACAGACGUGCCAGUGUCUGAAAUACUGAAGGCCAUCCCAAAAUACAAGCUGGGAAUCCACGGUUACGCUUUUGCCAUCACCAACAACGGAUAUAUACUAACCCAUCCGGACCUGCAGCCUCUGUAUGAAGACGGGAAGAAAAAGAAGAAGUCCAGCUACAGCAGUGUGGAUCUAUCAGAGGUGGAGUGGGAAGAUAAAGAAGACGUGUUGCGUAAUGCCAUGGUGAACAGACAGACUGGAAGCUUCUCUAUGGAUGUGAAGAAGACUGUGGAAAAAGGGGCAAGAAACUCCAUCACACACGCACGAAUAACACACCUUAAUGCACCAUUGUCUUCUUUUCUGAUUGUGUGUUUGUGUGUGUCUCAGAAACGCGUGCUUGUUUUACACAACGAUUACUACUACACAGACAUUAAAGGAACUCCUUUCAGCUUAGGGGUGGCACUGUCCAGAGGUCACGGCAAAUAUUCCUUCAGCGGAAACAUCUCUGUUGAAGAAGGACUUCAUGAUUUGGAGCAUCCAGAUGUUGUAUUAGCAGAUGAAUGGAUGUACUGUAGCACGGCUGAACAUCCAGACCAUGAUUAUCUGUCUCAGAUCGAGGCCAUAAAGCUAUAUUUUAGCGGAGAAGCGAAUAUCAAGUGUGAUAUGGAUCUGGUUCAGGAGGUUCUGUUUGAUGCUGUGGUCACCGCUCCGCUGGAGGCCUACUGGACCAGCCUCGCUCUCAAUAAAUCAGAAAACUCUGAUAAAGGGGUGGAGAUAGCUUUCCUUGGCACUCGAACCGGCCUAUCACGCGUCAACCUUUUUGUGAUGCCGGACCAGCUGUUCAAUCAAGAUUUGCUGACAGCAGAGGACAAGGAGCUGGUGUUCAGCGCUGAUCAUUUUCCAUUGUGGUACAAGCGAGCCGCUGAACAGGUGCCCGGGACCUUCAUCUACUCCCUUCCCUUUAACACAGGUUCUGAGAAUGAGAGUGUGUUGUUGGCCAGCAGUGCCAUUCAUCUGUUUGAUGAGAGAGAGUCACCCAUCUCCGCAGCUGUGGGAAUUCAGAUGAAAAUGGAGUUCUUUCAGAGGAAGUUCUGGACUGCCAGCAGACAGUGUGCCGCUCUGGAUGGCAAGUGUUCCAUCAGCUGCGAUAAUGAUGACAUCAGCUGUUAUUUAAUAGACAAUAACGGCUUCAUUAUCAUUAGUGAGGAUUCGUCUUUGACAGGGGUGUUCUUUGGGGAAGCCGAGGGGGCUGUGAUGAGCAAACUCAUUUCAAUGGGAUCGUUUACCAGGGUGAAUAUGUACGACUAUCAGGCCACCUGUAGAGUUCACAGUGAGAUCAGUGACACAGCACACAAGCUCCUACACCCGUUCUUUGCUGUCAUCACAUCCGUGCGGAAGCUGCUGGCAGAGUUUGUCAUACUUCUCAUUGAAUUCAACCUGUACAGCUGGUGGCGUUCCGACCUCACCGCUGAAGCUCGUAGAGGAGGCAGAAGUAUGCUGGUUCCCUGCGAUAUGGAAUAUCCAGCAUUCGUGUCCGAGCGCACCAUUAAAGAAACUGUGGGGAACAUUGAGUGUGAAGGCUGUGUUAGAUCAUUUGUUAUCCAGCAGAUUCCCAGCAGUAAUCUUUUCAUGGUGGUCAUAGAUAAUGAAUGUGACUGCAGUGAGUUUGGACCCGUCACCCUGGACCCCGUUGAGAUCAUGUAUAAUGAGUCUCUGAAGUGUGAACGACUGAUAUUUCAAAAAGACAGAAGGCGACCGGACACGUGCCACCCCUUCCAUCAUGAGGAGAACUCGAUGGAAUGUGGAGGUUCUCUGGCCGUGACUCCGUCACUCACAUCAACAGUUGUUGUCCUGAUACUCUCCAUCUUCUCCAGGUGACAGAAGCAUCUCUGCUCCCGUCUGUGUGACUGACUGCAGCUUGCAAAAAGUCUUUUGUAUAUAUUUUUCUGCGACUACUCAGAAUCACCUGGUGAAUGAAAGACGUACAGUAUUUGUUUUUCUUCUGUUAGUUAUGUUAAGAUUUCAUAAAGCGUGAGUUCGUUAUUAAAUGACAUUCUUUUAAUAAUAAAUAUUUAAUUAUUUUGCAACAAUGAAAUAGUGAGUGGAUGAUGUGCUAAGACAACUUUGCCUUAUAAGUACAGAUGUCAGUCAAGUUUGUGUACUUUUGAAAUAAAGUUCCUUUUAUAAAUACAAAGAGAGCAAAUUAAUUUAGAACUAAGUAGGUUUAAUGUGAUUUGUAUGAUGUAUUUUUCUAUUUUUGUGUAUCUGUGUUGUUAGAGUGAAGGCAAUGAAGCUCUUUCGUUGAUAGAAAUGUUGCUCCAGGACCAUCAAUAUGUGUGUCUGUAUUUCUCUGUAUAUUUGCUCUUAUGUUUGUGAUGGCAUAUCUAUAAGUUUAGGGGGAAUUUUCAUAUCCUUAUCCCAGCUGCACAUGACAAAGAGAUUGCAGGUGUCUGUCCAUUAGGCCACAUGUCGCAAUGUUACACCUGACUGAGAUUUUUAUUCAUCCGGAUAGAGGUGGACAGCAUGAGCAAAAUCAUAUUCAAUAAUAUUUUAACUUACUUCAACAGAAUAAUGUUCUAAAUAUAAUUAGCCACUUCUUCUAUGUGUAGCUAUAGUCAAAUAGCUGUUUGCACACUAUCACAGAAUUAUAUUUGAAUAAAGACAACCUGACAUUUGUACACUGGAUGCAAGUGGUGCACACCAAUGACAAACAUUAAAUAUCUUCUAUUAUAACAAACAAAAAAAACGGCAGAUCUUCACACGCAGACCAUACUGUAGUUGUUAUAAAACCAAUGGAACUGUGUUUCAGAGAAACGUGAAAAGAACAACUGUUUAGUAAAUAUGACUAGAAUGCAACAAAAGAUGAUUUUCUUUGAUUUUCUUUCUCUGGAUCAGUUGUGUUCCUAUAUUCUAUAAAGCGAGACAGGAAAAUAUGUAAACCUCACAAACUGUCU
This is a messenger RNA of Triplophysa dalaica, 4506 nucleotides long. It is a transcript of the gene cacna2d3a, whose product is annotated as calcium channel, voltage-dependent, alpha 2/delta subunit 3a. The transcript is spliced from 36 exons. The record is from RefSeq and is a predicted model, not a curated record. Gene Ontology annotation, cellular component: voltage-gated calcium channel complex. Lineage: Eukaryota; Metazoa; Chordata; Actinopteri; Cypriniformes; Nemacheilidae. Gene Ontology annotation, molecular function: voltage-gated calcium channel activity.